This is a messenger RNA of Oryza sativa Japonica Group (Japanese rice), 1103 nucleotides long. RefSeq names its product chlorophyll a-b binding protein 2, chloroplastic-like. The record is from RefSeq and is a predicted model, not a curated record. NCBI's taxonomy places the organism in Eukaryota, Viridiplantae, Streptophyta, Magnoliopsida, Poales, Poaceae. Gene Ontology annotation, cellular component: chloroplast envelope; chloroplast thylakoid membrane; plastoglobule. Gene Ontology annotation, biological process: response to light stimulus; photosynthesis, light harvesting in photosystem I.
CUCACUACUUUCCUCACCACAGCAGCUCACGAGCUCAAAAGACACACAUUCCAAAAGCAUCUGUGGCCAUCUCCUCCUAGUCCUAGGCUCGCGUCAAUGGCGGCGUCCACCAUGGCACUCUCCUCCCCUGCCGCCCUCGCCGGCAAGGCGGUCGCCAAUGCCAAGGUGUUCGGCGAGGGCCGCGUCACGAUGCGCAAGUCGGCGGCCAAGCCCAAGCCCGCCGCGGCGUCGGGGAGCCCGUGGUACGGCGCCGACCGCGUGCUCUACCUCGGCCCGCUCUCCGGCGAGCCGCCGUCCUACCUCACCGGCGAGUUCCCCGGCGACUACGGCUGGGACACCGCCGGGCUGUCGGCCGACCCGGAGACGUUCGCCAAGAACCGGGAGCUGGAGGUGAUCCACUGCCGGUGGGCCAUGCUGGGCGCGCUCGGCUGCGUCUUCCCGGAGCUCCUCGCCCGCAACGGCGUGAAGUUCGGCGAGGCCGUGUGGUUCAAGGCGGGGUCCCAGAUCUUCAGCGAGGGGGGGCUCGACUACCUCGGCAACCCCAGCCUGAUCCACGCGCAGAGCAUCCUGGCGAUCUGGGGUUGCCAGGUCGUGCUCAUGGGCGCCGUCGAGGGGUACCGCGUCGCCGGCGGCCCGCUCGGCGAGGUCGUCGACCCGCUCUACCCCGGCGGCAGCUUCGACCCGCUCGGCCUCGCCGACGACCCCGAGGCGUUCGCCGAGCUCAAGGUGAAGGAGAUCAAGAACGGCCGCCUCGCCAUGUUCUCCAUGUUCGGGUUCUUCGUCCAGGCCAUCGUCACCGGCAAGGGGCCACUGGAGAACCUGGCCGACCACCUCGCCGACCCCGUCAACAACAACGCAUGGGCCUACGCCACCAACUUCGUCCCCGGCAAGUGAGUGUGGAUCUCCGGCGAGCAACGGCGGUGAGGUCCAUUGCUUUCAUGCAGGCUGCGGUGAGACGCGCGACGUUCUCCUCUUUCCGCGUACCCGAAUAUUUGCUUCGUUCGUUCAGAUUGUGUAAAACAAUGUUAUCUGGUUGGUUGAUGAAAGAAGUACAAUGGACCUGAUUGUGUAAAAUAAUUUUUAUCUGAUUUGUUCCUGGGAAA